This is a messenger RNA of Solanum dulcamara, 1624 nucleotides long. RefSeq lists its product as uncharacterized. Gene Ontology annotation, cellular component: nucleus. NCBI's taxonomy places the organism in Eukaryota, Viridiplantae, Streptophyta, Magnoliopsida, Solanales, Solanaceae. The record is from RefSeq and is a predicted model, not a curated record. The transcript is spliced from 10 exons. Gene Ontology annotation, biological process: protein methylation. Bases 134 to 1252 code for a protein of 372 amino acids. Gene Ontology annotation, molecular function: protein methyltransferase activity.
CUAAUUUAACUUUAAGUAAUUAGGAGAUUUCUUCAAAAUCGAAAAGGGUUAUAUUUGUAUUUUGAAAUCAAGUUGUACUUGAUAACGUUUGGAAAACCCCAGUGGCUGCGUCGCUUACAACAAUUUUGAUUCGAUGGAGCGCGAAGACGGUGUUCAACAGCCACUGCCGUCGGAGCAAGUGAUGAGCGAAGUUCACCUCGGCUGCCCUCCUAACCACUCCGGUCGCCAUCUCUCCCAUUUUACCAUCUCGCUACCGCCUCGCCACGAAAACUCCACUUUGAGAGGAAAUACAGAUGCAGUUGAGGAUAUAUCGAUUUCUGCUUCUACCAUGUUUGACUUGGAUGAAGAUGGUGAUCUUAUUCUAACACGACGGAUAAAAUCACCUAGUCAUCAUCUUGUCUUGACCAUCCAGCAUUAUAUCACUUCAUCGAUUCCUAGAGUUGGUUUGCAGGUUUGGAGAGCAGAACUAGUGCUUACUGAUUUUGUGUUGCAUGUGAUGUCUACAUCAUCUGAUUUUGAUAAAGUUGUUGCAUUGGAGCUUGGGGCUGGUACAGGGUUAGUUGGUAUUUUGCUUGCUCGUGUUGCUAAAACUGUCUUCGUAACAGUCGCUUCAGAAGCUGUUCUAACCAUUAAUGUCUUUUUCAAGCAUAUUACUUGGAUUCCCAUAUAUAAUCACUUGGGAGAUCGCUCCAAGUUGUAUGUGUCAGACCAUGGCGACGAAGUACUUGAGAACUGUGAGAAAAAUGUGGAUCUUAAUGCUGAAAUAUUCCAUGGGAAGGCUUCUGUUCAUGUACGUGAACUUGAUUGGAAAGAUUCAUGGCCUCCUCAAGAGGAGAAUACUUCACCAUAUAAAGGAAGGUACAGCUGGACCCAAUCAGAAAUUGAAGAACUCAAGAAAGCUUCUCUGGUUCUAGCUGCUGAUGUCAUUUACAGUGAUGAUCUGACUAAUGCAUUCUUCAGCAUCUUGAAGAAAUUAAUGUUAGACAACCCAGAGAAGGUGCUAUACUUGGCUAUGGAAAAGCGUUACAACUUCACCCUUGAUGAUCUUGAUGUUGUUGCAAAUGGAUAUUCACACUUCCGUAGUUAUCUGAUCACUGAACAAGGAUGUAAGCAGCUUGAUAGUGCAUCCGAUCCCUUCUUUGUUGGCGAGCAGAUUGAUUUGAAAUACAUUCCAUGUUAUGUGAGGGAUUACAAUAGAGGGAAUGACGUUGAACUCUGGAAAAUUAAGUUAAAUCAUAGAGCACUCUUCUGAAUUUCGUACACACCUCUUAUUGAUAACAUUUAUCUUCAGUUGCUAUGGACAUGAAAUUCAUCUUCAUGCUCUAUUAGCAUCACCCGUCAAUUUAUAAAACAGAUUGGUAGAGCUGCAAGUGGCUUGUUCAUGUGGACAAAAGGAAAAAAGCACCAAGCAAGCAAUUUGCAGGAAUAAUAAGAAUAGUAGUGGUUUCAGAAAUAUGACUUCUCGACUUUUCCAAAGUAUUUUAUUACAUAAUUAGAUGUUCGAAGACGCGUCACAUGCAAUAUUAGAAUCUUUGAAAUGGUGCUGUUUCAAAUGGAGAACCAACUUUAUACUUUUGCUGUGCAAAAGCUAGCAAAAAGUUUUCCAGUCCUCUCCUUUCCUUUC